AUGCAGCAGCAGCUGACCAGUGCCCAGGCCUCUCUCAGCCAAGCUCGCGUCACUCAGGCUAAGGCGCAGAAAGACCUGCAGAGCCUGGACUCAGGACUACGUCCAAGCAACUGGUUUGCCUCCAGUGCGAAGAAGGAGGGCCGAGCACAGGCCGGGCAGGCGGCGCUGGACGCCGCCAACGCUACCGUGAGGCAGGCUGAGGGUGUGGUGGCGGACAUGCAGUCUAGCCUGGCUCAUGCUCAGAGCGAGGAAGCGCAGCUGAAUGGACAGGCUGCCUUGCUGCAGAGCCUGCGUGCCAGACGAGCCAGCCUGCUGGAGGCCAUCUCCCAGUCGCCCUCAUUUGCAGCCCAUCCGGGCAUGGCCUCCCUGUCUGCAGCCAUCGCCGCCGCCCGCGCCGAUGCCGCCCAGAACGCUGGCUGGGCGGCGCAGUACGCCACCGCCGAUGCCGGGCUCAGGAGGGCCCUGAGCCUGCUGCAGGCGGCCCUCCAGAGCCUCAGUGGGGCACGCCGGGUCGGCACCGUGGGCUUGGUCCAGGACGUCCGCCGGCGUCGUCGCACGGGGACCUCCCGAGGCGGCCCCAUCACCGGCGACGUGAUCCAGAUGGUGCAGGUGCGCCGGGCCAACGGCAUGGUCUCGCAGGCGGCCAACGAGAUCCUGCGCGUGCAUGCCGCGCUGCCCACGCUGCCCUACGUGGAGCCGGCACUGCUGCGCAACGCCUCGGCGGGCAUCUUCGCAAACAUGCUGGUGAGCAGCCUGGCCACGCAGGUGCUGUCCCAGUCCCGCAUCGUGGGCAGCCUGCGGGAGGUGGAGAGGAUGGAGGGGCAGGUGAGCCAGUGCGCGGGCUGGACCAAGGCGAAUGCCGACGCCUUCAGGGGGAGGGAGGCGGCUGCUCUGAGCACCCUGGCCGCCAAGACCGCGGAGCUGGAGGCGCUGAGGCUCAGCCUCCUCCCUGCGAACUGA
Molecule: messenger RNA, 960 nt
Organism: Auxenochlorella protothecoides
Lineage: Eukaryota; Viridiplantae; Chlorophyta; Trebouxiophyceae; Chlorellales; Chlorellaceae
Exons: 3
Coding region: 1-960 (319 amino acids)
Source: RefSeq, a predicted model, not a curated record